Triticum aestivum (bread wheat) is the source of this 670-nucleotide messenger RNA. Its product is annotated as zinc finger protein 2. NCBI's taxonomy places the organism in Eukaryota, Viridiplantae, Streptophyta, Magnoliopsida, Poales, Poaceae. The coding region runs from base 133 to 498 and encodes 121 amino acids. Gene Ontology annotation, biological process: negative regulation of abscisic acid-activated signaling pathway. The transcript has a single exon. The record is from RefSeq and is a predicted model, not a curated record.
AGUACCGCCGGCCGCGCCAAUAUAUCCGGCUUCCUGCAUGCGUGAUUGACUGCCUUGCCACGCCGCUUACGCCAGGUUCCACUACAGGGUGACUCGAGCAGUGCCCCGGUUGUGUUGUGACAAGGGCUGGGCAUGGAGAUGGAAGAGGGGCUCGAUCUGAGCCUGUCGCUGCGCCAGUACACGCCGCCGUGGUCGCAGCUGGUGUUCGCCUGCUCCUACUGCUCACGCAGCUUCAAGAACUCGCAGGCGCUCGGCGGCCACCAGAACGCUCACAAGCUGGCCAGGCGGGCCACGGCGCUCUCUUCAGCGGCGGCGGGAGAGCUCGCCAUCGAGAACCACCACAGCGCUCCGCCGCGCCCCGGCGCCCGCGCUUGGCGAGCAGGAUAUCGUCAGCAGGCGCGGCGCACGGGUACUGGUUCGGGGGCAACCUCGUCCGGGGCAAGAAGAGGCGACCAAGAGCUUGCGGAGGAGGCGAUUGACCUGUCCCUCAAGCUAUGAUCGUUCCAACCCGUCGAUGCAGGUGCAGGCACUAAGGACAUGCAGUAGUACUUCGUUCCUCUCGUCCAAUAGUUUCAUUUGUUGUGCUGUUGUGUUUCUGCUAUUGCUUUCCGGCUUAAAUAAUUAUGUUGUGUUUCUGCUAUCUCUUCCAAUAUCAUUGCUCUUCUACUAA